AUGGCAGACAAAUAUUACGGUCAUGGAGGCAUGCCUCCACCCAUGCACGGCUACCCACCCGGUCCACCAGGGUCCGGCCAUCCGCCCCAUAUGUCGUACCCCUACGGCCCAGGGGUCGUCUUCUACCCAGUCCACCCUGCUUACUUCUAUCCUCCUCAUGGCUAUCCCCACCCCCCUGGCUAUCCUCCUCCCCCCGCCGAAAUAGUUGAUUCUGAACCAGCCGAAGGAGUUCCGGAAUUACCCGGAGAGACAGUCGAACUGCCCUGGAGUACAUACCGUUGGGUUCCCGCUUGUUUAAGCCAGAGGAGUAUCCCCAUGGGAGCUCUUCGCGUAGGCACCGAUGCUGAUGGAGAAGAAAUCUACGCAGGUAGAGCACAUCAUGAAGGAGACAUUCUCCCAGCAAAAGUAAUUCCUACUAAAAAUGCGUGCUACAUCGCAUAUGGUGGUGAAGAAGUUCUGAAAGACCAGUUUGAGGUUCUAGUUCCCGCUAUGUUCUCAUGGCAGUUCUCUACUGGAGGAGAAGUUCCCCCCGGCGCAGUGGAGGCUGGCGUCACUGCUGAUGGAGAGAAAUUGUACUUCGGCAGAGUCAAUCAUGAUGGAUGUGUUACUCCUGGAAAGAUCCACCCAUCGCACGGCACUUGUUAUUAUCCAUUCGACGGCGAAGAGAGGUCUUCUGCGGAGUACGAAUGUCUCGUGCUUAUG
This is a messenger RNA of Brenthis ino (lesser marbled fritillary), 702 nucleotides long. The record is from the annotation of a GenBank genome assembly. Lineage: Eukaryota; Metazoa; Arthropoda; Insecta; Lepidoptera; Nymphalidae.